GGGGGGGGUUAUCAAAUAGACUUUAUUUAAAGGUGGGUCAGCAGUUAACAUCAUCACAUCAAGAUCUCCUGCUCCCAUAAGCCUCCAAGAUGGGCUUCUGUUGCGGCUCCAAGGUUCCAGAGCUGCGGGUGGUGGUGAUUGGAAGCAUCGCAGCGAAUAAGAGCGAAGUCAUCCAACAGAUCGUUGAGUCCCAGACGCCUGACGAUCCCCAUGAGACCAAGGUCAGCGUUGGCUGCUGUACGGCCAAAGCCAGCGGUUGCCCUGUGAACAUUGAAGGAUGUGACAUGGUUCUGUUCGACCCGCCGGGUCUGUGUGACCCAAACUGCACUGAAGAUGUGAUGAAACAGAUCCAGAGGUGCGUCACCAAAUCCGCUCGCCACGUGUUCCUGUUCGUGCUGGAGAUCGGCCGGUACACCAGGGGACAGAGAAAGAUGGUGGAGAGCAUCAAGUCCACCUUUGGCGAGGGCGUGACGGAGAACAUGAUCAUCGUGUUCAAGGGGACGGUUCCGAAGCACGAGAGGCGGGACAUAAGGGAGGCCGUCGCCGAGGAGAAAGACCUCCUCUCCUUUUUCGUGGACUGCAACGAGAGGUUCCUGGAGUUCUACGAAGACGAACCCAAACAGUUUGCAGUCAGGAAAAUCAAGCUCCACAUCGACGACAUCAUCAAGGAGAGUCAGGGAACGUGUUACAGCCAUAAGAUGAUGAUGACGGCCCAGAGCCCAGCGGAGGGGAACGAGAAGCUUUCACUGCCGGUAAAGAUCUGUCUGCUGAUGGGAAUCUGGCUCGGAGCCGGAAUCGGCUUCUUUCUGUUUGGGAAAGACUUCCUUGAAGCAGGAGGCGUGUUUGGAGGAGGACUGGGAGGCAUAGCGGGAAUGGUCAGCUCUGCCAUGAGUAAACGCAUAAAGGAUCGUAUAUAACCAUCUGCACCAACAUGGCGCCCACCACACGGUCCUGGAAGAGACCUGCUGAGUCAGCGUUUGUAAUAAGUUAAACCUGUUUCUGCAGCAGCAUCCAGUUUGCUGUUAUAAUCCAUGUUUAUUAUUUUAUAUUAUCCAUGUAACUUCCAUAUGCUGUAAAUUCGCUUACGCGAACGCGUUUAUAUUUAGUAGAACUGAUCACUGCAACGGUGUUUUCACAGGUCUGCCUAAAAAGUGGACCAGACAUCUGCA
Molecule: messenger RNA, 1169 nt
Organism: Fundulus heteroclitus (mummichog)
Lineage: Eukaryota; Metazoa; Chordata; Actinopteri; Cyprinodontiformes; Fundulidae
Product: GTPase IMAP family member 7
Exons: 2
Coding region: 90-917 (275 amino acids)
Molecular function (GO): GTP binding
Source: RefSeq, a predicted model, not a curated record